This is a messenger RNA of Vitrella brassicaformis, 543 nucleotides long. NCBI's taxonomy places the organism in Eukaryota, Vitrellaceae. The record is from the annotation of a GenBank genome assembly.
AUGGAGUGGGACUACGUCUUUCAUGUCUUGCUCGCCGACGAGUGCGCUCUCAGCCCCCUCUGCGAGGCCAUCGCCAAGCAGCUGCUGCCGGCCCUCCUCGGCGGCCCUGUGAUGCCGUCCGAAAUAGAGCUGAUGCUGCUGCCUGCCCGCUUUGGCGGCACCGACAUACGUGACCCUCUCGACCGUGCCGCAGCCGCCUACCCCGCUUCCCGCGCGAGCACCAAGGUGGUCUCCAAGUCCGUCCAAGGCAAGGCUCCCUUCCACCCUGGCGACCAUCGUGCCACCAUCCGCCACGCCCUCACCAAGAGCAAGCAGCAGCAGGACGUCGCCCACAAAACCAUGAGGGAGGCCGCCCUGCCGCACAUCGACCGCCGGCGCCAUCGCGUCCUCUCCCACACCGCCAAAUACAAGACGUCCGGCUGGCUGACCAUCCUCCCGUCGACAGACAACAACACUGGUCUUGAUGCUGCGGAGUUUCGAGAUGCCCUCAACAUGCGAUACGGCCGUCACCCCCCUGGCCUCGCUGCACGCUGCGAUCACUGC